CUCUGCGCCUCUGUCCCCUCCCCAGGCGCAUGUUCCCCUUCCUCAGCUUCAACCUGUCGGGGCUCAACCCCGUGGCCCACUACAGCGUGUGCGUGGACGUGGUGCUGGUGGACCAGCACCACUGGCGCUACCAGGGCGGCAAGUGGGUGCAGUGCGGGAAAGCCGAGGGCAACAUGCCAGGGAACCGCCUCUACCUGCACCCGGACUCGCCCAACACGGGCGCGCACUGGAUGCGGCAGGAGGUUUCCUUCGGGAAGCUCAAGCUCACCAACAACAAGGGCGCGUCCAACAACGUCGGGCAGAUGAUCGUGCUGCAGUCGCUGCACAAGUACCAGCCCCGGCUGCACGUAACGGAGGUGAAGGAAGGGGAGGGGGAGGACGGGUACCCCUCCCCGCACACCCACACCUUCGCCUUCCCCGAGACGCAGUUCAUCGCCGUCACAGCCUACCAGAACGCCGACAUCACGCAGCUGAAGAUCGACCACAACCCCUUCGCCAAAGGAUUCCGGGACAACUUUGACUCGAUGUACACGGCCUCGGAGAGCGACCGCCUCACCCCGUCCCCGCCGGAGGGUCCCGGCUGCCAGCAGCUCCUGCCAGCGCCCCGCUUCCAGCCCUUCCUGCCCGAGCAGUACCCGCUGCCCCCCGCGCGCUUCUUCGGGGGGGAGCGGGGGGCUCCCCCUCUGUCCCUGCCCCCCAAAGACCCCCCCCACUGGUACUUCCCCCCGCAGCAGCCCCCCGCCGCCGGGACGCUGGAGUACGGCGGCUACGACGGGGGCUACGGGGGGGGCAAACUGGUGCCCUACGGGGUGAAACCCUUCGCCCUGCCGCCCGCCCCGCACCCCCCCCUGCCCUACUACCCCGAGGGACCGGGGGGCUUCGGGGUGACGGGGGGCUGGAGCCCCGGGCAGUACGGCCCCAAGGGCGGCGCCGGGGCUCUGGGCUGGUACCGGGAGCCCCGCGAGGAGAAGGGCAAGGAGGUGGAGGGCUGGGCCCCCGAGCCCCCCGCCCCCGCCUCGGGGGACUCGUCGGACUCGGGGCUGUACGAGUGCAAGCGGCGGCGGGUGUCCCCGUACCCGUCCAGCGCCGAGAGCUCCCCCCCGCCCGCAACGGCGACCUCUACGACAAGGACCCGCUCACCGACGGGGGCUACUACGGCUUCUACGGCAACUGAGCCCCCGCCCCGGGCACCGCGAGGGGUCCUGUGCGCCCACCACCCUCCCCCCUCGCUAUUUAACACCCAUAUCCUGGGCAGACUCGAGCGGGAGGAGGGGGGGGGACCCAGCCAGACAAUCAGCCCCCGUUUUGUUUAA
This is a messenger RNA of Corapipo altera (White-ruffed manakin), 1313 nucleotides long. Its product is annotated as eomesodermin-like. Gene Ontology annotation, molecular function: RNA polymerase II cis-regulatory region sequence-specific DNA binding; DNA-binding transcription factor activity, RNA polymerase II-specific. Lineage: Eukaryota; Metazoa; Chordata; Aves; Passeriformes; Pipridae. Gene Ontology annotation, biological process: positive regulation of DNA-templated transcription; regulation of transcription by RNA polymerase II; cell fate specification. The record is from RefSeq and is a predicted model, not a curated record. Gene Ontology annotation, cellular component: nucleus.